AUGAAAUUUAUAUCUAUAAUAUGUGUAUUGAUUUUAAUAGCUUCAGCCACUAUGAAAGACUCAAAAAUUAUUCUAACAGAAAUAGAUUCUAAAAAUUCUGGAAGAAUAUUUUUAAAUGCAAUAUAAAUAGGUUUAGCCACAGGAUCACCUGUUCAUGAAAUCUAAAGUUAUAUUAAUAAUAUUAGGUAUUCAAAUAAGAUAUAUUAGUAUAGAUUUAUGAUUGAGUAAGAAUAAAAGGAUGCUGAUUUAUUUAUAUAAAAUACAGAAGCUUCAUGUAAUAGAUUAUUGCAUGAUUUUGCUACAAAUUUGGCAUACCAUCAAUAAUAAUUUAAAGCACAUUCUAAAAUCGUUGAAGUAUCUAAUUUAUUUGUAAAAUAAGGAAAAUUCAAGAAAUUUAGAACGUUCUUUAAAUAAGAUUGCUGAAGUGUCUGUAGAAAUAGAAGAAAAUUAAAGAAAAACAAAUGAAGGAUAGAGUGAAAGAGAUUUAUAAUACUCAGAAUUUCAAUCUAAAUAAAAAGAUCAUAUAGAAUCUGUUUAAGCAAUAGAUGAAGCUUAUGCAUUAAUUGAACAUUUAUCAGGUGGAUCUUCAUUUAUAUAAGUGAAAAGUAGAUUUACAAAAGUACUUUCAAGAUUAUAAAAGUAUAUUUAUUAAUUAUUUAAAAAUUCUAGUUAAUCAACAUCAGCAACUUUAUUAUUUUAGCCAAUUAUAUCAAUGAUGACUUAAAUGAAUUCAAGAGCUGAUGCUGAUUCAGCUAAGAAAGUCUUAUAACUUUUAGCUAAUUUAAGAGUUUAAAUAGUUGAGAGUAAAUCUUAAGAUGAAGACAUUGAAAAACAAUAAUCCUAAAGUUGGUAAAAAUUCUUAUCAGAUUUGAUUAAUGAGAGAAACACGCUUUAAGAUUAAAGAUAGAAUUUAGAAUAAGCGAUAUUAAAUUAUUAAAGUAUUAUAGAAGAAUCCGAAGGAAAGGUUGAAUAUCAUUAAGCUGAAGUAGAAAGAAAUUAAGUAAUUAUAUUUAAUAAUCUUCAGAAUAAUUUAGAUGGUCAAGAUUAAUGGUGUAGAUAACAAUAGGAAAUUUAUUAAAUGGAAUCAUAAUAAAGAGUUCAAUCCCUUGAUUUGAUCUCAAGAAUAGUCGAUCACAUUUAAGAUAAGAUUGUUACUCUUAAAGAAUACUUAAGAGAAAGAUUACAGAUACGUUGA
Paramecium sonneborni is the source of this 1195-nucleotide messenger RNA. NCBI's taxonomy places the organism in Eukaryota, Ciliophora, Oligohymenophorea, Peniculida, Parameciidae. The record is from the annotation of a GenBank genome assembly.